CACUUAUUCCAGGUCAUCUGAUACACACAAAUGCACAAGCUUCUGCAGACUCACUAGCUGACUUAAAUGUAUGACUCUUCAUAAUGCAGCAAUACUAGACAACUUUACGGACUAAAUUCCAGGAUGUAAACAAAACGAGAAGAUGGAACAAGUCGUAAAUGUGGCAGUUUGGUGCAGAAGAUUUGCCUCUCGUCCCUCUCACCAAAGCAUGGGAAGCAACACUUUCACUUUCAGACUUUCCUCACCAACCUUCCUGUGAGCCUUGAGAUGCGACAGCAACGCCGUGCCUUCACCUCCUUACCUCAGACAUGGAAGAAGACACCAGAAUCAUCUCCUGAUUUCUGCCUUUCCUACUCUGCUUUUAUAAUUAAGUCAUCUCCCUCAGCUCAUCCUCCUUCCUCCUUAAAUCCAUGUUGCUGCGCUCCAAAUCUUCCUCCUUCCCUCACACCCCUUUCCUUUUGUGGCUUGUUGAGGUUCCUCUUCAUCCUCCUGGCCUCCUUGUGCUUACUGCCCUGUCCAACCCAGGCAGCUUGGUUUCGGGUUGGAGUGGUGGGGCCCUGGGGAUGUGACCCUCUCUUUGCCAAGGCCCUUCCCAGUGUGGCAGCACAGCUCGCUGUCAAUCGCAUCAACAAGGAUGCCUCACUGUCCUAUGCUGUAACAUUUGAGUAUGCAGUGCUGCAGGAGCCAUGUGAGACAUCCAGGGCACUGGAGGCAUUUGUGGGUUUCCACACCAAAGCUUCAGGCUACAUUGGCCCAGCCAACCCAGGCUACUGUGAUGCUGCUUCAAUGCUGAGCAAAGGCUGGAAUAAAGCACUGUUUCCUUGGGGAUGUGUUGGCUAUGAGUUGGAUGAUGUUCGCAGCCAUCCGACUUUUGCUCGCUCGAUGGCAAGACCUACCUGGGUCCUACUUAGUGUCAUGAGCUACUUCAGGUGGGCUCACAUUGGCAUCAUCUCUUCCUCUGAGGACAUCUGGAUGGAAACAGCAACCAAGGUGGCUGACGCCUUGAGGAGCCACGGCAUGCCGGUCAGACUGGUCACUUUUAUGGAGAACACACCUCACGGCAUCAGACGAGCUCUCACCAAGGUCCGCAAGAUGAGUGAAAUACGAGUUGUGAUCCUCUGCAUGCACUCGGUUCUGAUUGGUGGCACAGCCCAGAGGCUUCUACUGGAGACGGCCUACGAUAUGCAGAUGAUUGAUGGCUCUCUAGUGUUUCUUCCUUAUGACACACUGCUCUACAGUCUGCCCUACCAUAAUGUGACCUACCCAGCUCUGAAGAGAAACAACAAACUGCUGCGGGCCUAUGAUGCCGUGCUGACCGUCACCAUCGACUCACCCCGGGUGUCGUUCUACGAGGCUUAUAGAGAGGCCAUGGAAAGAGGAGAGGUGGCGAGUACGUUGAAACCCCAGCAGGUAUCGCCUCUGUUUGGUACCAUCUACAACUCUGUCAUCUUCAUGGCUCAUGCAGUGCAUCGGGUUCGGGAGUCCAGGGAGUGGAUGUCUGGAGGAAAUUUGGCACGACAGAGCCAAAACUUGGCCUUCCAGGGCUUCAGUCACCCAAUUACAACUAAUGGGUCUGGAGCAGCUCUGCUGGAAUACCUCAUACUGGACACAGAUGGAAUAUCUUGGGAGCUGAAGCCAACACACAGGGUCGACAUGGAGAUCGGUAUGGUCCGCUUCCUGGGUAAAGACAUCCAUUUCCCUCGAGGUUAUGGACCCAAGAAAGACGCCUCAUGCUGGUUUACUCCAGGAGUCAUCUGCUCAGGAGGAGUGGAUUUGUUCUCAACCAUAAGUGUGCUCCUUGGGGUGAUUGCUGCCUUUAUUGUUGCUGUGCCACUAAUUUACUGCAUCAGGCGACGGAUAAAUCAGAUCCGGCUGGUCAGAGGUCCCAACAAGAUUUUACUUACACUGGCUGAUGUCACAUUCAUAAACCCAUCGCUUAGCAACAAGAAGCUGAGUCUGGAUGACAGUAGGACUAGCGGCAUGAAGAGCACGUCUGAACGCAGUCUUGCCUCAACAAUUUCCACCCAAUCGCCAGCCACCUACGAAAACUCCAACGUUGUAAUUUUUGAGGGGGACUGGGCGUGGCUGAAGAGACUUCCUUAUGGGACAUUUAGCAGCAUCAAUCCCAAAACAAGUGAUGUGUUUGAACUGAUGAAGGACAUGCGUCAUGAGAACGUCAACCCUUUCCUUGGCUUUUUUCAUGACUGUGGCGUAUUCGCCAUUGUGACUGAGUUCUGCUCCAGAGGCAGCCUCGAGGACCUGCUCCUAAACGAAGACGUCAAGCUCGACUGGAUGUUCAAGUCAUCUCUGUUGCUGGAUCUAAUUAAGGGUAUGAAGUAUCUCCAUCACCGUGGAGUGUCUCACACUCGUCUAAAGUCUCGCAACUGUGUGGUGGAUGGACGGUUUGUCCUGAAGGUUACAGAUUAUGGCUACAAUGAGGUCCUAGAGGCUCAGAGGUUCCCUUAUAUUGAGCCACAUGCAGAUGAGUUACUUUGGACUGCUCCAGAGAUCCUGAGGAGUGGCCAGGCAGGACUACACGGGACUCUACCCGGUGAUGUGUACAGCUUCGCCAUCAUCAUGCAGGAGGUGGUGGUGAGAGGGCCUCCAUUCUGCAUGCUGGACCUGUCUGAUAAAGAAAUAAUAGAGAAGCUGUGUAAGCCUCCUCCUCUGUGCCGUCCAGUGGUCAGUCCGGACUAUGCUCCAAUGGAAUGUAUCCAGCUGAUGAAACAGUGCUGGAAUGAACAGCCAGACAAGCGGCCGGUCUUUGAUGAAAUCUUUGACCAGUUCAAAAACAUCAACAAGGGGAAGAAAACCAACAUCAUUGACUCUAUGCUGAGGAUGCUGGAGCAGUACUCGUCUAACCUGGAGGAGCUAAUCAGAGAGCGGACAGAGGAGCUGGAGAUAGAAAAACAGAAGACAGAGAAGCUUUUGACUCAGAUGCUGCCUCCGUCUGUGGCAGAGGCUUUGAAGGUGGGCGGGACAGUUGAACCAGAAUAUUUUGACCAGGUGUCACUGUAUUUCAGUGACAUUGUUGGCUUCACCACCAUCUCAGCUAACAGCGAACCCAUUGAAGUGGUCGAUCUCCUCAACGACCUCUACACCCUCUUUGACGCCAUCAUAGGAAACCAUGAUGUCUACAAGGUGGAGACAAUAGGCGAUGCUUACAUGGUAGCGUCAGGUGUUCCAGUUCCUAACGGCAUCCGACAUGCCACAGAAAUAGCCAACAUGGCUCUUGACAUUCUGAGUGCUGUGGGGACCUUUAAAAUGAGACACAUGCCUGAUGUUCCAGUGAGGAUACGAAUAGGACUUCACACAGGUUCGUGCGUAGCAGGUGUUGUGGGUCUCACCAUGCCUCGCUACUGUCUGUUUGGAGACACAGUGACCACUGCCUCUCGUAUGGAGUCCAGCGGGAUGCCUUACAGGAUCCAUGUUCAUCAGAGUACAGUGAAGGUCCUUCAUGAACUAAAUCUUGGCUACAAGUUGGAGUUGAGAGGAAGGACAGAAGUCCGGGGGAAAGGAAUAGAGGAGACCUACUGGCUCGUAGGGAGAGAUGGGUUUACCAAACCCCUGCCUGUUCCUCCAGACCUCAAGUCUGGCACCAGCAUUUGCAUUCCGAGGAAGCAGUCGAAGGACAUGAAGCUAAUGUUUCACAAGGCAGUGAAAAAAAUCUCGCACGUCCGUGUCGUGACGCAGCUCUACAUGCAAGAAGACGACGACAACGUCAUGAUGACGCAUCACUGAAUGACCUGUAACUCAUGACUUUGCCUCAACUGGACACCGGACAGUAUCUCCAGCCUCCGCGCUAUUCCAGUGGGGAAGAGCAAUAGAGAAAAUGGAUACGAUUACCAUCUUGAACCUCCAGGGACAUAAAACAUGAAACUCUUUAUAUCCUCACUAAAAUUUGAUGGUGAUUUUCCACAGAGGGCAGUUGACAGGAGGAGGAUGUGGCUAGUGAAAGUAUCAUUUCAGAUUGUGUUUAAGUCUGUGUGCAUUAGCGGCUUGAGCCAGGAGAUGUAGUCCAAUAUGGAGCUAUGAAUAGAGGCCAGCAAGUCUAGACUCAGCAAAGCAGGGAUCUGCAGAAGCUGUCUGUCAGCAGCUGAGGGGCAGAGCUAAUCCAAACAUCCCAUUCCUUGGUUUCUGUCUGAAGGAGGAAGAGAUGAGGAGAACCCUGCAUUUGUAUUUGAAUAAAUACUUAUGUUUAGGUACUUGCAGUCCCUACUUGUAAUUAGAAAAGUGAAAGGAAGUGAGUCAUUGUCAGCAAUGGCAGAUUAUUUGAUUUUUUUCAAUUUUUUUCCAAAAAAUUUUUCCACCAAAAUCAUAUAAAGGUAGUUAAAGGUUAAAUCUUAAAAACACUUUUUUUGUUUUACUGCUAAUAUAAAACCCAAAGAUAUUAAAGUUACAAUAAAAAAACCUAGGAAACACUUGGAUUUGGAUUAUUUUAAAUUAUUAAUUUAAUCUUAUGUUACAAAGGAAACACUCCUAAAAUUAAAAGUCUGGAUAAGGAGCAAUGGUGAUUCUGUAGUGUGUUGGUGCCCCUCCAACCAAUGUGUACCACCAUUAGCUUAUAAAAAGAAUAACCUACAAAAGAGUUCAGAGGCAGCUUUUAUUACUUAACUACAAAAAGAUAUUGCCCAUGUUAGCUGAUUUUACCCUUCAAAUCACCAAUUACUGGUGUCUUAAAUAAUGUGAGGUAAAACUUUACUAAUGCUUAUUGCAGUACCAAUGCCCACCUCCAACAUCUGGUUUACCUUCGGUUACUAGAGCACACACAGAAAAGAUUAUUGGCCCUCAUAAACAGUAAUUUCUAAUAUGGACAAUAUGCUUGGUAGAAACUGAAUGUAAACCACUGAACCAACAUCAUUUGACCAGAUUAUUUUAAAUUGAAUGUUUUACAUUAUACAUUUCUAAUAAAAAAUUACAUAUACUCAAAUUGCUUAAAGUCAACAUUUUGGGCAUAAAUAUUGUUUUGAGUGUGGUGAUUGCAAUGAUGCUGCAUGUAGUUUUUAAAGGUAAAUGUCUACGUUAGUUAAGUCAAGCACUGCCUUAGUUGUUACGAUCAGUUUUAAUCUAUGCAGGGUUCACUAUGUUGGCAUGCACUACUUCUUCUUCUGAGAUUUUCCAUCUUGAAGCUGUUUCCCUUUGUUUACCAGAGUUUUCCUGAAAUAAAUGUUACAUAUGUUUGUUCAAGUUCAGUUUACAGUUUAAUUUGUGGUCAUAUCUAAAACCAGUGUUAACUGGACUUUUAUCUAUCACAUUUGUAUAACCCAGUGACUCCAAUAAAGUUUUUAUGGCUUCUAAAUAGGUACAUA
This is a messenger RNA of Maylandia zebra (zebra mbuna), 5309 nucleotides long. It is a transcript of the gene gc2, whose product is annotated as guanylyl cyclase 2. NCBI's taxonomy places the organism in Eukaryota, Metazoa, Chordata, Actinopteri, Cichliformes, Cichlidae. The record is from RefSeq and is a predicted model, not a curated record. Gene Ontology annotation, molecular function: ATP binding; peptide receptor activity; adenylate cyclase activity. Gene Ontology annotation, cellular component: plasma membrane. Gene Ontology annotation, biological process: receptor guanylyl cyclase signaling pathway; protein phosphorylation; intracellular signal transduction.